UAUAAGGAAUUUCAUCAUUGUGAAUAAAAUAUCCAAUCUCAAACUGCUAACGAAUACACUGCUCGAUACACCCGACACAUCGACACUAAAAUAUCGAAGAUCGAAGCCAAAAUAUCGAUAUCAGUGAGUAUCGAUACCGGAUCGGGAGUGAGAGAAGACAGUUCGGAGCCAGAGCGUACAAACUCGUACGCAAAAGCUGAAAAAAUGUUUUCUUCACUAGCAAUUACACGUAAUCUUAGGCAAGGACUGAGGAUCCUCUCAAACACUUACGAGACAUCCCUCGUCCCCUCAAUAACCCACAUUCAAAAUGUCUCCACAACCCCAGAAACAAAAGGCGACGCAGUUCCAGCGAAAAGGGAGAAAAUCCCUUACAGUCCUUUCCAGAACACCAACAACAUGGCAGAGUAUGCACUGGCCCGUAUGGACGAUCUCCUGAACUGGGGGCGUAAGGGCUCGCUCUGGCCAUUGACCUUCGGUCUCGCCUGCUGUGCUGUGGAGAUGAUGCACAUUGCAGCUCCCAGAUACGACAUGGACAGAUUCGGAGUCGUGUUCAGAGCAUCGCCCAGGCAGGCUGAUGUUAUCAUUGUAGCUGGAACACUCACGAAUAAAAUGGCACCUGCACUGAGGAGAGUAUAUGAUCAAAUGCCUGAACCCAGGUGGGUCAUCUCCAUGGGGAGCUGCGCUAAUGGAGGAGGGUAUUAUCACUACAGUUAUUCAGUUGUCAGAGGGUGCGAUCGAGUUAUUCCGGUGGACAUUUACGUACCUGGUUGUCCCCCAACAGCUGAGGCACUUCUAUACGGUAUUCUCCAACUCCAGAAGAAGGUGAAGAGAAUGCAAACCACCCAAGUCUGGUACAGGAAGUAAUGAAACGAUAAUCUAGGAUACAGUCAUCACCAUAAGCUUAAACCCGAUGGAUCGUUUUUGUAGUCACCAAUGAUAGUCGUAACCAAAUCAACUACGAUCUUUCUUGUAACUAAAUCGCCGUUGUACAUCCGAAUUGGGACGAAAAUACCUGUAAAGUUGAAUAAAUUUACGAUUGUUUUUUUUCUUCAAAAA
Diachasma alloeum is the source of this 1056-nucleotide messenger RNA. RefSeq names its product NADH-quinone oxidoreductase subunit B 2 (gene Nd-20). The record is from RefSeq and is a predicted model, not a curated record. Gene Ontology annotation, biological process: aerobic respiration; mitochondrial respiratory chain complex I assembly; electron transport coupled proton transport. Gene Ontology annotation, molecular function: 4 iron, 4 sulfur cluster binding; NADH dehydrogenase (ubiquinone) activity; quinone binding. Lineage: Eukaryota; Metazoa; Arthropoda; Insecta; Hymenoptera; Braconidae.